AUGGAGGCUAAAAAUAUUAAAAAAGUCAAGGCCAAAUGGAUGUGGUUCCAUUCUUGUGGCUUAGAGCUUAGCAGCAGCCAUUGUCAUGAUACACCCGCAACAAUUCCACUACCACAAAUGUCGAAUGUUGUCGUAAACGUUUUGACGGUAUCGCACUUCCAUACAUAUGAGUUAAAUACUAAAUAUCCUCGAAAGCACACUGUCAGGACACGAGAGUACGAUUACCAAGCUAAAUGCUAUAAAGCAUUUGCACAAUAUAAAACCACUGAAACUGAAACUAAAGCAAGGACAUCAAGUGAGAAUCCAACAACAGCAACAGGAUUUGAAAUUGAAAUUGAAACCAAGACCGAAACUGAAACUGGAACUGAUGCUGAUGCUGAAGCUGAUGCUGAAGCUGAUGCUGACGCUGACGCUGAAGAUGUGAGGAAAUGUGAAGAAAAUAAUUGCAAAAUUGCGAAUGCCAAGCAACAAUUGCAAUUCGUACAAAGAUAUUUUUGGCAUAUAACAGACCUACACUUGGAUACGAUUUACAGCACACAGGGCGAUGUUUUGCGUAGUUGUUGGCGCAUCGACCGACAGGCACCAAGCUCAUCCAACCGCUCGCCAGGUCGUUUUGGCGAUUACCUCUGCGAUAGUCCUUGGAGUCUAAUUGAGUCAGCUGCCAAAGCUAUGAAGUCACGACAGGGCGACAAUGUGGAAUUCGUUUUAUGGACAGGUGAUGGUUUAUCACAUUCAUCACAUCCGCUUUUCGAAACGAAGAAACUGGAAAUUAUGCGCAAUAUCACAGACUUGCUGGGUCGUACAUUCUCCUCACAAUUUGUGUUUCCGGUCUUGGGACAUGAGGAUGGCACAACUACAAAUUUCCGACAUAUGGGCGAACUCUGGCGACACUGGCUGCCAACUGAAGCGCUGCAUACAUUCGAAAAGGGUGGUUACUAUUCGAUUGAGCAGACGAAGAGUCGUUUACGUAUAAUAGCACUGAAUACAAAUUUCAUGAGACACGAUCCAAAAUAUUCCCAAAGCCAUUUGGCAGCUGUCAGGCAACGUACACCGCCCAAUACAAUGAUGGGUGGUCCGGAGACGCCCGAAUAUAAAAAUUACUACUAUCAUCAUGGCACAUUGCACCAACAUCACAGUCAUUCUGGCGAUUGGUCAACGGGUUAUGGCUAUAAUGCACAUCAUCGUGGUAUUAGUGCAAUACCAGGCACCAUUGAUGGCAGCAAUGGUGGACGUGUUAGUGCAUUAUCAGAAUUUGAAAAUCAAGAUACUGAGAAACAGUGGAUCUGGUUAGAAGAUGUUUUAUCAAAAUCUAAAAAUAACAAAGAAUUGGCAAUCGUGCGCAUCGUUUGUCAUGGCAAUGAAUGCGGUUUAAAUGUGGAAGCAGAAGCAGAAGCAGAAACAGAAGUGGAAGUGGUCGUGGAAAUGGAAAUAGAAGAAGUGAAUAUGGAAGUGAAGGAGGUGGAUAUGGAAGUGAAGGAGGUGGAUGUGAAAGUGGUAGUAGCAGUGGCAGGGUCGAAGUUGAAUCUGAAGCUGAAGCUGAAUCUGAAGCCAACGGCAGUGGCAAUGGCAUAUGCCAAAUAUACUUUUAAAUGUGAAUGUGUUUAA
Molecule: messenger RNA, 1605 nt
Organism: Teleopsis dalmanni
Lineage: Eukaryota; Metazoa; Arthropoda; Insecta; Diptera; Diopsidae
Exons: 7
Coding region: 1-1605 (534 amino acids)
Source: RefSeq, a predicted model, not a curated record